AUGCUAUUGAAGCAAUUCAUUGCAGAAACCUUCUAAAACUUACCUUAAUACAAAUUCUACUAGACUUAAGAGCCAAAGGAAAUGCUUCUUAUUGAUAAGAAGUAUGAAGUCCUCAAGUCAAUUGGAAGUGGAGCAACCUCAGUUGUUGUCAAAGCUUCAAAGAAUGGCAAUUAAGAGGAAAUAGUUGCAGUAAAGAAAAUCAAUAAAGUAUUUGAUCAUCAAGCAUUUGCCCAUCGUGCCAUGAGAGAGCUGCGUAUUCUUCGUCUUCUGAAUGACCAUGAGAACAUUCUCAAGAUUCACGAGAUUAUGAUACCCAGCGAUAUAAAAGGCUUUAAUGAGCUAUAUAUUGUGAGUGAUUAUAUGGAUUCCGAUCUUCAUGACAUUAUCAGGAUCAACGAAAACAUCACCCGAGAGCACAAACAAUUCUUUAUGUAUUAGCUCUUGAGAGGCCUUAAGUAUAUUCAUUCUGCUGGAAUUAUUCACAGAGAUAUCAAGCCUUAGAAUCUUCUGAUUAACAAAAGCUGCGAACUCAAGAUUUGCGAUUUCGGACUCUCAACAGUGAAAUCCUAGUCAAUCAAUAAGAACUAUGAGUUGACUGGCUAUGUUGUGACAAGAUGGUUCAGAGCGCCAGAGCUGUUACUCAAGUAUCAAUCCAAGACUUAUUCUUCUUAAAUCGAUAUGUGGUCUGUUGGCUGUGUAAUGGCGGAACUAUAUCUAAGAAAAGUCAUUUUCGGUGAGAAAGAUUUGACAAGGUAAAUCUAGAGAAUUAUCAGCCUGCUUGGAGUUCCCCCACAACAUAUAAUGGACAAGAUAUAAGAUCAGAGAAUAAGAGAUUUCAUUAUUGAAGCUGGAAAGAAGACGAAGAAAGUAACAUUUAAGGAGGUUUUACCUGGAAUUGAGCCAGAUGCCCUAGAUUUACUCUAAAAGUUAUUAGAAUACGAUCCUGCCAAGAGGAUAACAGCUUAAGAUGCCCUGAAGCAUCCAUUUUUUGCUGAGCUUCAUGUACCUAAUGAUGAGCCUACAGCUGAGUCUGUUAACUACUUUGACUUUGAGUUUGAAAAUUAUACUCUGUAGAAGGGUACACUUCGAAAACUCAUUAUUGAUGAAAUUAUUCUUUAUCAUAGUGAGAAGGCAUUAAAGUUCUAUUAACAGUGCAAGAAAAAAUACCCUAGUGGCAUACUUGAGAAGUUUUACACAGCAAAUGAAGAUCAAUUGAGUGAAAAUGACUCAAUGUCUGACACAGAUACAUAAUCUUCAUCAACUACACAUUCUCCAGAAAAAGAUGUAACUAUGAGUUGA
Messenger RNA from Stylonychia lemnae, 1299 nucleotides. NCBI's taxonomy places the organism in Eukaryota, Ciliophora, Spirotrichea, Sporadotrichida, Oxytrichidae. The record is from the annotation of a GenBank genome assembly.